UGAUGCAUGGGGGUGGGAGGAGUCCUCCGGCAGUCCAGAGCUAGGUCCUGGUGCUGCUGGGGGAUGUGUGUAUGUCAAGGGAGUUUGCGAGUGUUUAGAGCGGGCGAGACGAGAGGAGAUCGGCCAUGGGCAGCUGUUUCACGAUAGAACCGGAUGUAGACUUCGACGGACCGGUUGAUUUCGACCAUUUCCACAUCCUCAGAGCAAUUGGCAAAGGGGCCUUUGGAAAAGUAAGUUUUCUACCAUCCACUCCUCACAACUCACUCACACUUCAGACUAUUUGCAGGGGCUUGUACCAAUUAGCAGCACGUUUAUAAAACGUGUGAAGACACUAACUUUUUCUAGCUCGUCUGUGUAUUUGUCGCCCCUGUCAGGUAUGCAUCGUCAAGAAAAAGGACACGAAGGAAAUGUACGCCAUGAAGUACAUGAACAAGGUCCAGAUCAUCAAGAAACAUGCAGUGGAUAAUGUGUUUCGAGAGGUUGAGAUUUUGUGUCAGUUGGAGCACCCGUUCCUGGUGAACCUGUGGUUUACCUUCCAGGACCAGGAGGACAUCUUCAUGGUCCUCGAUCUCAUGCUAGGAGGUGACAUAAGCUACCAUCUGGAGAAACAGGGAAGAUUCACGUUAGCGAGGGUCAGACUCUACGUGGCUGAACUGAGCCUCGCUCUGGAGUACCUGCGAGAGCAUCUGGUGAUCCACCGUGACGUGAAGCCAGCCAACAUGCUCCUGGACUCUGGCGGACACGUCCAUCUUACUGACUUCAACGUGGCGUGUAUAGUUCGACCUGGUGUGGCCAUCACAUCUGUCACGGGCACCAAACCAUACAUGGCCCCAGAGGUUCUCAACAGUCACAACUCCACGGGGUAUUCCUAUGCGGUGGACUGGUGGGGUCUGGGAGUCAGCGUCUAUGAGAUGCUUCGUGGACAGAGGCCGUUUUCCAUCGACCGGCACAUGACGAACGAAGAGAUUGUGUCCAACAUUCGACACACGCGGCCGUCUGCCUCAGUUAGGUGGGACCACCAGACAUGUGACCUCCUCAAAAUGCUGCUCCAUCCUGAUGACAGCAAACGGCUGCAGAGUGUCGAGAGCAUGAGGAAACACCGGUUCUUCAAGGACAUCGACUGGGACCAGGUGGAGUGCAAGGAAACCACGCCCGUCUACAUACCAGCUCAAAAUCGGAUACACUGUGAUCCGACUCAUGAACUGGAGGAGAUGAUUGUGGAACCGAAUCCUCUGCACAAGAAACACCACCGACUGUCACGUCGAGCUUUCAAGGUAGAGGACGAGACACUGAUGGAAGAGCUGGAAAGAAUGGAAAGGAGGUUUUCAGUCUACAAUCGAAUGAGAUUAAAGGAUGCGCAGAGACCUACAAGUGAAAUUGCUGACGGUGAGCUUCAGGACUCAGCGACGGACGGGGAGAGUAGGGAAAGUCUGGACCAGAAACUAGAAGUUGAUGCCGUCGUAGUACCCCAGAAGAAGAGUGAGAGUAGGUCAAGUGAUGGUGUGACUCGUGGGUCCCCAGCUCCGGGAAAAGAGGCUUCGACACCACCGCAGCAGAAAGACGAGGGAGGAGAGAAGGUGACGGGAGAAAGGAAGGAGGAGGAGGAGGAGGAGAGGGAGAUAAAUUCUGUACCCACGGAUGCUGCCGGUGACGGUGGUGAUAGAGAGUCAGACAGAAAACUGAUUGCUAGUGGUGGGGAGAAAGAGGGAGGAGGGGGAGGAGGGGAGGAAGAGAGCGGGACAGUGGCUGGAGUCACGUCUGAGCAGGACAUGACUGUGGCACCAACCCCUCGAGAUACCACCACUGCCACCAUUGAAAUUGAAUCCACUAGAGACACACACAAAGGAGCUGAGGGCAGCGAGAGAGAACCUGUGAUUGUUAUGCCCAACAACCCUGCCGCGCCCUCAGAGGACGCCCCCGUCAUUAGUGGGUCGUCGUCGGUCGAAAUGGGAAGCCCCGCCCACUCCGACGACGGUGCCCAUGACGACAACGUUUCGCCCACGCAAACAGACUCCCCAAACUUAAACCCUGUGGAACGGACGGACUCUAUGAGCAGCGGGGCUCUCCUGUUGCCACGAGAACAAUGACGAGUGCCCCGCCCUCUCUGUGUAAUAUAUUUUAUGAAACACUAUCGGAUAAGUUAUUCAUUCACAAUAUAAUUGAGUCAGCAUGCACACCUGCUCCCCUUUGAAGGUGCCUCUGUUAAAAAAGGUGUAUUACAUAGAAUGUGUGCAGUGUGUGUGUGUGUGUGUGUCUUAUCUUCAUUUUCGUUCAGCUAGAAAUGAUGUCGCAGUGCCAGCUGUGGUACUAGCAUUAUGUACAUGCACUCCUCCCAGUCCUGUAUGAUAUAAUAUUGUCAUAGGUUUUAUUGGCACUAUUGUACUGAAAUUCUAUAAUUAUAAUUAUUAUACUAUUUUAUUUUUGUGGUGUCCAUUGUUGUAAGGU
This is a messenger RNA of Geodia barretti, 2445 nucleotides long. Lineage: Eukaryota; Metazoa; Porifera; Demospongiae; Tetractinellida; Geodiidae. The record is from the annotation of a GenBank genome assembly.